AUGGAAAAUAUGAACAUAAAUAAAUUGGAAUAUGAUACAGAAGAGUUAUACGGUUUGAGUGACAUGGAGAAUAUAUUAACUGAUGAAAAUAAUGAUUCAACUUCAUCUAGCAGUAUUACACCUAAUGACUUUGCAAGUCAAUGUAAUGAACAAUUUACAAAAAAGUUUUCAACUACUACAUUACGAAGGCAUUUAGAAAGAAAGCAUGAUAUUAGGCCAGACAAACUUUAUAAAUUAAAAUUCCAAUUUGAACGAUCCCAUCCGCAUAACCAAAGAGAUCAAAAAGAUC
This is a messenger RNA of Dentiscutata erythropus, 289 nucleotides long. The record is from the annotation of a GenBank genome assembly. Lineage: Eukaryota; Fungi; Glomeromycota; Glomeromycetes; Diversisporales; Gigasporaceae.